CAGACCGAGUAAUCUAAUCUAUAAAACCAUUUCAAAUCAUUCAAACAAAAAUAAACAUAAAAAUUCUCAAACUCAAUGGAUCUAGACCAAGACACAGACAAUGGUGGAAGAAGCUGUUGUAGCUGCUGCCUCAGCUUCAUCUUCACUGCUGGUCUCACUUCUCUCUUCUUAUGGCUCAGCCUCCGUCCCGACAAACCCAAAUGCUCCAUUGAAUACUUUUACGUUCCUGCCCUCAACAAAUCCUUAGAUGCACAUUCACGUCUCAACACCACUCUCAACUUUAUGGUUCGUCUCGCUAAUCCAAACAGAGACCAAGGCAUCUACUACGACGAUGUCCACCUUUCUUUCUCCAACACCAACUCCUCUGUUGCUAACUACACAGUGCCAAGAUUCUACCAAGGGCACAAGAAGAAAGCCAAGAAGUGGGGUCAGACUCUUCCUGUGAACAACCAGACGGUUUCACGAGCGGUUUUGACUAAUGGAUCGGCGGUUUUCCGGAUGGAUCUGAAGACGAGGGUGAGGUUCAAGAUUCUUUUCUGGAAAACCAAGAGGUAUGGUAUUGAAGUUGGUGCUGAUGUUGAAGUCAACGGAGAUGGAGUUAAAGCUCAUAAGAAAGGGCUUAAGAUGAAGAAAUCUGAUUCUUCUACUAGAUUAAGAAGCUAUUUUCCGAUUUGUGUUUUGAUGAAUCUGCUCGUGUUGUUUGUGAUUCGUUAGAUUCUUGAUUCUUGAUUCUUGAUUUUUAAUAGUUUUUCGAUAUUGUUGACUCAUUCUUAUGAGUUUUGUCGUGUGUUUGUUUAUAAAUUCGACCAGGUACUCAUUGAAUUAUUUAUUCCUAUUGUUUCAACGAUGUAUUAAUUAGUUUCUCUAUCAACAAAAUUCUUUUUUGAAAUUCAA
Molecule: messenger RNA, 894 nt
Organism: Brassica oleracea var. oleracea
Lineage: Eukaryota; Viridiplantae; Streptophyta; Magnoliopsida; Brassicales; Brassicaceae
Product: protein NDR1-like
Exons: 1
Coding region: 76-714 (212 amino acids)
Biological process (GO): defense response to other organism
Source: RefSeq, a predicted model, not a curated record